UUCCUUCUCCCCCCCCCCAAUCCAGCCCCCGAUUCCGCCUCUGGGGCUGGGAGCCUCCGCGUCUCCGUCUCUCGUCUCUCUGGGGGCGCUUGUGGGGCGGCGUCCAUGGGCUCCGCUGGGCUCCCCCUGAUGCUGCUGCUGCUGCUGGCGGGGGCGCUGGAUCGGAUCCCCGGAAGCGAAGGGGGGAAGGAGACCCCCGCCCAUUUCCUGGUCCAGGUGAAGUUCGAGUGCCAUUUCCUCAACGGGACGCAGCAGGUGCGAUACCUGUACAGGAACCUCUACGACCGGGAGGAGUAUCUCCGCUUCGACAGCGCCCGCGGGGAGUACGAGGCCGUCACGGCGUUGGGGAAGGUCGAUGCGGAGACUUUCAACAGGGAUAAGCGCCUCCUGCAGUACCAGAAAGCCUCCGUGGAUGACUAUUGCCGACCCAACUACGAGGUUUCCCAGAGAAAUUCUGUGGUUGGCCGGAGAGCCAAGCCCACCGUCUCCAUCUCCCCCACCAAGCUGGAUCCCGCUUCCCCCAACACCAUCCUCCUCUGCAUCGCGAGGGGCUUCUACCCCGUGGAGAUCGAGGUCCGGUGGCUGAAGAACAGGCGGCUGGAGGAGGAGGGUGUGGCCUUCGGGGAGGAGCUCCAGAACGGAGACUGGACCUACCAGCUCCAGGUGAUGCUGGAGACCCAGCCCCAGCGGGGGGACGUCUACACCUGCCAGGUGGAGCAUGCCAGCCUGGAGGCCCCCAUCACCGUCCAGUGGGAGCCCCGUUCCUCCAAUUCUGCCAGGAGCAAACUCUGGACCGGGGUCGUGGCAGCCGUGAUUGGGAUGAUCUUCUUUGCCAUGGGGCUCUCCCUCUACCUGAAGAGCAAGAAUGCAAUUCCCAUCCAGCCUCCUGCAGCACUCAUGAAUUAAAUCUGCCCUCCUUCCUGCUUCCUUGUGGGAAAGGAAGGGGCUUUUUUCCAUUAGCUGAUGAAUUUCUGUCUCUCUUUUGCAACCUCUGAAAAAUGGAGGGUCAAGAUUUUAGAUUGGGGGGAGGAGGAGAAUGGCAGCCUGGAGCCUCUCCUGCUGAGACCCCUCUGGCUUUCCUUUGAAGGCCCCUCUUUCUUGUGAGGGAGCGGUGGAGACCAUCUAGACUGAUCCCUGGGACUCUGGACCUGCCUGUCAGUCCAGACACCCAAAUCUGUCCCGUCUUUAAAUCCACAGCAGCUUCAUCUUCAUUACUCUUCAUCUGAAUCCCUUCCCUUUGCUUUGCUGUAAAAAAAUAAACUUUGUAGGAAAAAUC
Messenger RNA from Crotalus tigris (Tiger rattlesnake), 1276 nucleotides. Its product is annotated as H-2 class II histocompatibility antigen, E-S beta chain-like. Gene Ontology annotation, cellular component: membrane; MHC class II protein complex. The transcript is spliced from 6 exons. Bases 106 to 906 code for a protein of 266 amino acids. Gene Ontology annotation, biological process: immunoglobulin production involved in immunoglobulin-mediated immune response; positive regulation of T cell activation; immune response. Lineage: Eukaryota; Metazoa; Chordata; Lepidosauria; Squamata; Viperidae. The record is from RefSeq and is a predicted model, not a curated record. Gene Ontology annotation, molecular function: MHC class II protein complex binding.